This is a messenger RNA of Cimex lectularius (bed bug), 3157 nucleotides long. It is a transcript of the gene Hsc70Cb, whose product is annotated as heat shock 70 kDa protein 4. Lineage: Eukaryota; Metazoa; Arthropoda; Insecta; Hemiptera; Cimicidae. The transcript is spliced from 16 exons. Gene Ontology annotation, biological process: protein folding. Bases 481 to 2940 code for a protein of 819 amino acids. Gene Ontology annotation, cellular component: nucleus; cytosol. Gene Ontology annotation, molecular function: ATP-dependent protein folding chaperone; ATP binding. The record is from RefSeq and is a predicted model, not a curated record.
UUCAGGUCAGUUUUUUGUUAUAGAAAAUAGCCGGCUUUAUAUCGGAGGGAAAAGAAAUUUUUCCAGAGAAUUCCGCCGUGUUAAUCGAAAGUGUGAGCCAACUCCAUUACCGAACGCUUUUUCCGGCGUCCUGGAACUGGAAAAAAGCCUGGAAGUUCUAGAAUAGUCCAGCCCUUGAAGAACGUUGUUCAAGUCGGCAGUGAACUAUUGAUACAGCCGCCCCCUUCUCCCUUCUCUGUCCGAAUUCCAGAAAUCCCCACUCCGGGGGACGUUUCAAUUCAAUCCGCACGGCGCUCACAUGUUCUAGAACUUUCCUCGCCGGUCAUCAAACCGAGUCCCGUACCAAGACUCUAGUCGGUGCCUUUUCGACGAACUGAAAAGUUGCCAGCGCUAGAUAUCUACAGUUUUUCCAGCUCUACGUUCCCAGCACAAAACACAAAGACAGACAAUUGUAAUUUUUCACGGGCUUGGAAACAAUUUAUGGCCGCUAUGUCCGUGAUCGGUAUAGAUUUCGGUAAUGAGUACUGCUAUGUCGCUGUCGCCCGUGCUGGCGGCAUUGAAACGAUCACAAACGACUACAGCCUCAGAGAGACGCCAUCAUGUGUGGCAUUCAGUGGGCGGAAUCGUGUCUUAGGAGUUGCUGCGAAGAAUCAGACGGUGACGAACAUGAAGAACACGAUCCAUGGUUUCAAACGGGUGCUCGGGAGAACAUGGGAGGACCCCCAUGUUCAGAAGGAACUGCGUUCCGUUCCUUUCAACGUUGUGAACCACCAAGGGGGUGUGGGCUACAAGGUCAAUUAUAUGGAUGAGGAACACAUCUUUAAACCUGAACAAUUAACUGCCAUGUUAUUCACCAAACUAAAGGAGACAUCAGAACAUGCUUUGAAGACCAAAGUUAACGACUGUGUUAUUUCAGUCCCAUCAUUCUAUACGAAUGCUGAAAGAAAGGCAUUAUUAGAUGCUGCACAAAUAUCUGGAUUGAAUGUUUUGAGGCUAAUGAAUGAGACUACAGCCACUGCCCUUUCUUAUGGGAUAUACAAACAGGACUUGCCAUCGCCAGAAGAAAAGCCGCGUAACGUCUUUUUUGUCGACUGUGGCCAUUCCUCUCUUCAAGUCUUCGCUUGUGCUUUCAACAAAGGGAAACUUAAUAUGCUAGCAACUGCUUGCGACCCGAAUCUCGGAGGAAGGGACUUCGACAAAAUUCUCGCUGAUCAGUUUUCAAAGGAGUUUGAGACACGAUAUCACAUCUAUCCAAGGAACAACCAUCGCGCUUAUCUUAGGCUUUUGACUGAUGUUGAAAAACUAAAGAAACAAAUGUCAGCCAAUUCUACAAUGUUGCCUUUGCAGAUAGAAUGCUUCAUGGAUGAUAAAGAUGUUCGUGGUGAAAUGAAAAGGGCUGAUAUGGAAGGACUGUGUUCCCACCUCUUCCACCGAGUGGAACAGACACUAAGGAAAUGUUUGGAAGAUUCAAAGCUCCGAAAAGAAGACAUCUACGCUGUUGAGAUUGUCGGGGGAUCUACGAGGAUUCCUGCUAUCAAGAAUUUGAUUGAGGUUGUUUUUGGCAAAGUUGCUAGCACUACUUUGAACCAGGAUGAAGCUGUUGCUAGAGGAUGUGCUCUGCAGUGUGCCUUGCUCUCGCCAGCUGUCAGGGUUCGAGAAUUUAGUAUCACUGAUAUUCAGAACUAUCCCAUCAAGCUUGUCUGGGAUCCAAGUGCAAAGGAAGAUGGUGAAAUGGAAGUCUUCCCACAAUUCCAUCCAGUUCCAUUCAGCAAAAUGUUGGUCUUCUAUCGAAAAGAGAACUUUGAAUUAAGAGCAUUUUAUAACAAUGAUGUUCCGUACCCUGAUAAAUACAUAGGACGUUAUAUUAUUAAGGAUGUCAAAGCGACUUCUGAAGGCGAGUCUAGUAAGAUUAAAGUUAAAGUGAGAGUCAAUAUCCAUGGCAUUGUGAGUGUUGUCAGUGCUACACUUGUUGAGAAAAAAGAUGUCGAAGAAGAGUCUGAAAACAUGGAGGCUUCUCCUUCUGAAAAUGGUGCAAACCCUCUGCCGGAACCAAUGGAACAGGGUCAAGAAAAUGGCGAAGUUGAUCCACCUCAAAAUAAAGAUAACACAGAUAAAAAUGAAAAGGGAGACAAGAAAGACUCGAAAAAAAAGAAACAAGUUACAAAAGCCCUUGAUCUUACUAUUGAAUCUUUAAUGCAUGGACUUUCUACUGAACUGAUUAAUGAUUAUUAUGAAAAAGAAUGCAAAAUGGUAGCCCAGGAUAAACAAGAAAAGGAAAGAGCAGAUGCUAGAAAUGCACUAGAAGAAUAUGUUUAUGAUUUAAGAGGAAGAUUAGGCGAUGAGAGUGAUCUUGGGCUCUUUAUGUUACCCGAAGAUAAAGAAUCCUAUAUUUCUGAACUAGACGCUAUGGAAACAUGGCUGUAUGAGGAGGGAGAAGAUUGCAACAGGCAGAUCUAUGCUGAAAAGCUCAGUGGGUUAAAGACUGUUGGUGAGGUUGUAAAGAACAGAAAACUAGAAUUUGAAUGUAGAGAUUCGGCUUUAGAAGAACUUUCACAUUGCAUUAUGAUCUCACAAAAAGUUAUAGGACUUUUUAAGAAUGGUGAUGAAAAGUACAACCACCUUGACCCUGAGGCAGUCACAAAGAUUGAAGCUUCUGUGAAUGAAGCAUUCGAUUGGUUAAAUGAAAAGAGGACGUUGUUAAUCAGUUGCCCAAAGCAUCAAGAUCCGUCAGUAACUACCUCGGAAAUCAAGUCCAAAAAGAAGUCGUUAGAACAAGCUGUCUCUGCCGUAAUGGAUAAGCCAAAACCCAAAGUUGAACCACCACCUGAACCAGCCGGCGACAAUAAAGCGAAUAAUGGCAAACAACAGCAAACACCACCUCAGGAACAACCGGCUAACGAUGAAGCAAAGACAGACAAUAUGGAUAGGGGGCGACGCUGAAUUUACUAAAGCUGAUGGUCCUCGUGUUCAUAAACCUGCGACUACCACAUUUUGAAAAAGAUGAAUAUGAGAAGAGAAAUAACUGGACAUUAAGCCAAAGGAAUUGUUCUUGUUCGGAAGCCUUUUGUUUUAUUUUCCAGUGAUUAGUGUUUUCUUUACAAAAAUCCAAUGUCUCUUAUCAUUUCUGAUUAACUCCGAAAUAUAAAUAUACAUUUUU